Molecule: messenger RNA, 842 nt
Organism: Papaver somniferum (opium poppy)
Lineage: Eukaryota; Viridiplantae; Streptophyta; Magnoliopsida; Ranunculales; Papaveraceae
Exons: 4
Coding region: 49-621 (190 amino acids)
Source: RefSeq, a predicted model, not a curated record
GUAUAUACCAAAUUCGAAGAAAGAAAGAAAGAGAGAAAGGGCAAAACGAUGGCGGGUCUGCGUAGUUCGAAGAGAUUGAGCGCUAGUUCUUCAUCUGUGAAAGAGAAAGAGAGAGAGGGUAAAACGAUGGCGGAUCUGAGUAGUUUGAAGAGAUUGAGGACUAGUUCUUCAUCCAACUCCGAAAAAUCGCCUAAAGCUAAACCCAGAAAGGGAUGUAAGUCCACAUCUGAAGAUGGUCAAGAUAGCGUAAGGCUGUAUGCAACUGAUGCCAUAAGUUUCUAUAACAGCGAUACACGUCCAAAAUAUAAGCUGGUGGAGCCUGGUAACAUUUCAAAUGUGGAUCUUCCGACAUGCUCUCUUCACCAUAUCGACUUCACAGCUAAGAGGACUGGUGUUGGUAAUGCUCCAGAGGAGAUGUUUUUUGCUGAACUGACAACUACUGAAAAAGGUCGUCAUGUCAAGUUUUGCAAUUGUAUGGGGCCAAAGAACUCAAUUUCAGGAGAUAAAAACAAUGGCUGCUGUUAUUGCAAGUCUUACAAUGUUCAGCAUCCUAUGGGUGGAGGAUUCAUGGCUGGCGGUUCUGGAUUGUUCACGGAUGAGAAUGACUAUAAUAUCGUCUGACUGUGAACUUUUUAUAUGAACAUAAAUGUUAGUUUUGUGUAUUCAAACUUAAUUUAGAGUAGGCCUAUGUUUGACGCAUGCAUAGUUUUGCCUUUUGAUAUUUGUGCCUCUGAAUGAAAAUCUGGCCUCUGUGUUGAGGGCGUUGUACUGGUUGUGUCAGACAUAUUUCAAAGUUUGCGAGCAACAUAAGGAUGACAUAAUAUAUCUUGAUCAUUACUACA